ACACUUAAAUUUCAGUCUUAGUUGUAUAAACAGUCGAUUCCUAUUCUAAUAAAAGUUAUUUACAAAUUAUACGAGACAGACACAUUGAGAGAGGGUCCAGCACGACAAGAUGGAUUUAACUAUAGACGAAUCAGUGGAGAAGAUGAUUGAGCGCAUGGAGAAUUGUGACAAAAUUCCAGUUGAUUAUAUGGAUCUGUUGAGUCAUCGUGUGAGGUGUCGCAAAAUCGAGAUCUUUCACUAUGACGACAAGGUCAGCUUCACGCCCGACGAUGCCGAGGAGGAGCAGGAGCUGAGCUUGGAUCAAUUAAUGAGCGACGAUCGCACCGACGAUGAGGAUCGCACCAUGAAACUCGUUGGCGACCUGGAUUGCCUAAUACGCCGCAUCGAGCAAAUGCAAUUGGCUAUUAAGCGUCGCAAAGACUUUGUACGGCAAAUGGAUACUAGUGGGGCAACCAGCGAGCAGGUGUCCUCGUCAGGGACGCCCAUGCCGGAGCUGGGCGUCUUUCAGUUCAAAGAGUGCAUGCCCGUUAGAGCUAAAAAGGAAUUGCGGCCGUAUCAGGAGCAGCUGGCCACCAAUGAGGUGGCCUUGAAUGAGCCAUAUCGAACCGUGCUCAGCGCUGAGGAGGAGUUGGAGGUGCGCAAUCUGCAGCAUGCCCAUCAUCAGCUGCAGUGCGAAAUCGAUGAGCUGAUCUGCAAUUAUCGUUGCAUGCGAACGCUGCUCAGCACGAUGCGGCGUGAGAUGUGCAACGAGAAUCGACGUGUACGCAAGCUGGGCGAGAUGACGCAAUCCUAUAAAGAAUGGAGUCAGAAGGUGGCCAAGGAGCUGCCCGUGUGCAAGCAGCGCUACAGCUGUAUGCUGGAGAAGAAGCUGUCCAAGGAGGAGGCCAAGCACAUCAUUGCCGCCAACUCGGCGAAGGCGGCCAAGUACACUAAAACCUAUCUGACCAAACGCCAGCUGAACUACGAGCUGCGUGAAUUUAACUUGGAGAUCAAGGAGCUGCAAGAGUAUACGAGCGAUCUGCACAACGAGAUGACACGGCGCUUUAUCAGAUUCGAGAAAGAAGCUAACGGCAAAUGCGGCAAAUUUUGUGCAAAAAUCUUUUGAUAUCUGGGGAAGUGUCGCACGA
Drosophila hydei is the source of this 1127-nucleotide messenger RNA. RefSeq lists its product as uncharacterized. The coding region runs from base 110 to 1105 and encodes 331 amino acids. NCBI's taxonomy places the organism in Eukaryota, Metazoa, Arthropoda, Insecta, Diptera, Drosophilidae. The transcript has a single exon. The record is from RefSeq and is a predicted model, not a curated record.